AAACACCCCAUCUGAUAGAUUUCCCGAACCUUACAUGUGGGGAGGCGACUUCUUGAAGGUUUACCGAUGCUGAGCAACAGAAAUCCGGGCUACUGAAUGGCAGUGACAGCAAAAUAACACUUCUUUGUUCCCAGUUAGUGUAGUCUGGAUUUUACAUCUCCAGAUAUGGAAUAAACUUUGAAGUAGUAUAGUGAUGAUUCUCCAACACUUGAGAACUAGAUUCAGAGCUACAAGCCUCUGCCUUCCAAGUUCACAAGUACAACAAUAUCUAAAUAUCAAUAAAAGAUGUCUGAAUACUAGGUUAAUUCAUGGUCGAAGAAGGGUUGUUGUCACAGGUAUAGGAUUAGUAUCUCCUCUUGGUGUUGGAACCCAGUUGGUUUGGAACAAUCUUCUCCAAGGAAAUUGUGGGAUUGUUGCCCUUGAAGGGGAAGAAUAUGCUUCUGUCCCUUGUAAAGUUGCUGCUUGCGUGCCAAAAGGGGUUGAUGAAGGUCAGUUCCAUGGAGAAAAUUUUAUAAUAAAAUCAGACAGCAAAGCUAUGUCUUCUGCCACCAUCAUGGCCAUAGGCGCUGCUGACCUAGCAUUAAAAGAUUCUGAUUGGUCUCCGCAAUCUGACCAGGAUAGUUUGAAAGCUGGUGUGGCUAUAGGAAUGGGAAUGGUUCCACUGGAAGAUAUCUCCGAUACAGCCUUGAUAUUCAAAACAAAAGGCUACAGCAAAGUCAGCCCAUUUUUUGUUCCAAAGAUUUUGAUCAAUAUGGCAGCAGGUCAUAUUAGUAUCAAACAUCAAUUAAAAGGACCAAACCAUUCUGUGUCCACUGCUUGUACCACUGGAGCACAUGCUGUCGGAGACGCUUUUCGAUUUAUAACUCAUGGUGAUGCUGAUAUGAUGUUGGCUGGAGGAACGGAAGCUUGUAUUAGCCCAUUGUCUCUGGCUGGAUUUGCCAGAGCUCGGGCUCUGAGCACUAGCUUUAACUCCAACCCUCAAAAAGCUUGUCGUCCAUUCCAUCCACUAAGAGAAGGAUUUGUUAUGGGAGAAGGUGCUGCAGUUUUGGUUUUGGAAGAAUACAUGCAUGCUAUCCAGAGAGGAGUCAAACCAUAUGCAGAAAUUUUAGGCUAUGGACUGUCAGCUGAUGCCUGCCACAUUACAGCACCUGAUCCAAAUGGAGAUGGAGCUUUAAGGUGCAUGUCUGCAGCAGUCAAAGAUUCUGGGAUUUCUCUAGAAGAUAUAACAUACAUCAAUGCUCAUGCCACCUCCACUCCACUAGGAGACGCUGCAGAGAAUCAAGCUAUCAAAGACCUUUUUAAAGGUCAUGCUUCUGCUCUUGCAGUCUCCUCAACUAAGGGAGCAACAGGUCAUCUCUUGGGUGCUGCAGGAGCUAUUGAGGCAGCUUUUACUGCUUUAGCUUGUUACCAUAGAAUUUUGCCACCUACUUUAAAUCUGGAUCAGACAGAGCCACUAUUUGAUCUCAAUUAUGUUCCUCUAGUACCACAAGAAUGGAAAAGUAAAAAGCGGCUUAUUGCUCUCAGUAACUCCUUUGGUUUUGGUGGAACUAAUGCAUCGUUGUGUUUUGCCAGUAUUUAAUCUUGCAAUCUCUAUAUGUAAGUACUAUGUUCCCUCCUCCAUUUAACCUAUCAACCAAAUAUAAGUAUAAAUGUAAAUCAUUUGUUUAUUUUUUAAUUCACAUCUUUUUUGUUUUUUUGAAUGCUUUCCUUCAACUGAAUUUCUGAAGAUUAGAACUUCUUCAUUAAAAGGAUGUGAAAGGUUUCAAAUUCAGAACUUUUUGAAUUUGUAAUACCCUAUGGGGUUGAAACAGUUGAAACAGAAAAUUUGAAGUGAGUGAACACCUACUCUGAAUCAAAAAGGAAAUUCAGGUUAUUUUAUCCCAUUUUUAUUUUGCCUUAAAGUGUAAUCCACAAGUCAUGUAUUUAGGUUAGGAGGCCAAAUAAAAUUUAUUAAGUAAAUAAAUAAAUAAAUAAAUAUUCCCUGCAUUUCUGUGCCACAUUUAUGCACACUAAAGAGAAAGAUAGCUUCUUCAUUUUUUUAGUUACCUAAACUUUAGUUACCUAUUCUUUUGUCUACUUCUUAUUUCCUUCUAUUGUAUAACAUUUUUGAUCUGAUUAUUUUCUUCCUUUAUGAGUGGUUGGUUUGGUGAAAAGCCCUGGAAUUUGCUUUUCUAAGCAAAUAAAUUUAAUUAGAGGAAUUAAUUCAAUUUGCUAAAUAUCAGUGUUUUGUGUAUUGUCUAUAAUAGGUAGUUUCAUAUCAUAAAAUGUCUUAAUAACCCAACUUCAUAGCAAUGAUAAAAGGAAAAUUUUUAAACAAAUGUAAUAUUGAAAAUGCAGUGAUAGAAACAUGUAUCAUGUAAUAUAAUGUAAAAUAAUUUGUUUUUAGUUUAAACGAGUAAUGAUAAUAAUGCCUAACAUCUAGACUAACAUAAAAAGUUUAAGAUUGUAUAUUUUUUUGUAUAUAAUUUGUAUAUAAUUGGGGAAGAUAUUGAAAUAGUAUGUUAUCAUCUAAAUUAAAAUCCUAAUAUCUUCAAUAUCUAGAGUAAAAUGUAUGGAAUUGCAGAAAAUAAUUUCUAAAUAUAUAAAACUAAAUAGCUGUCUUAAGAAAGUGUCCUUGUUUACAUAUAGUGCUACUAUAUAGUCUAUUGAAUGGCACUGGAUUUAGUUACAGCAAAGUUAAGGCAAAAGCUACCCAUUCUCUUGUUUCAGAAACAAAUUUAAAUUCUUGUUAAGCUUGAUGCAUCUGUUCUCAAAGCCUAUGACAACCUUUGUACAUCUUUUUUUUAAAAAACUUUUUGAAUCAGUUUUUCACUCCUUAUGAGUGAAAUAAUUAUUGACUCACCUUGUGGUGGUGGCACCAGCAGCCCCACCCAACAGGAGCCUGCUGCUGGCUCACUUCUUCUGUGGCUGCUUGCCACCACUCACACACAUCGCCCUGGCCUCUGUUUCACCUUCAGAUACCUGCUGGAUUGAUCCAGAGCUCUGUUAUUGGCUGUAGAUGCCUUCCGGAAAGCCCUCUGCAGCCGAUAAUAGAGCUCAGGACCAAUCCGGAAUUCUGUUAUCGGUUGCAGGCAAAAUGAAGGCCAGGACGAUAUGUAUGAGUGGAGGCAAGUGGCCGCAGAAGAAGGUGAGGCAGGUGUCGGGGUGUGCGAGGCCUGGUAAGUAGGGAAGCUCCAUUCCCCCAUCCCCAUCCUAGCUUAUUUUUUACCUGGGUGCCUCACCCCAUUCCUGCACCCCAGGUGGGCGAAGUUUUAAUUUGGGCUAAUUUUGUAGGUGGGGCUUAAUUUGCAUGCACUGAAAAACGUGAUAGGGUUUCUUUUCAAGUGGCUUGUCCUUUUGGAGAAACACGGUAUCUAAAUGGCCAUAAUAUAGAGCAGGUAACCACGUUCAAAUACCAGGCUACUGGUUCAAGAAAAGCACAUGAUGAAUAUACAGCUGCCUUGGUUCAAAGAUCAGCAAGUGCCAUCCUUAAAUUUUUCUGCACAAAGGGAGGAUACUAUGUUCCUGCUGCAAUUAAGCUUUUUCUGGCCAAGUCACUAGCACAACUUCCUUAUGGGACCUUGCUCGGACCCUCAGUUUCGUGUUUCACACCAUUGGAAAAAGUUCAAUCCAAAUUUAUUAGAACAAUUCUCCAGAUGCCGCACUUCUGCACCUGCACAGAGGAUUGACAAAAGUCAAAACAAGAGUCUAUAUAGCAUCUUUAAAUCUCCGGCUAAAACUUAACUUCUUUCUGCAAGAUCUUGUUCCAUUAAUCCUCCAAAACAAAUUCUCAUCAUGGAUCAAGACUGUGUGUCCAACCUUGCCAAACGAGGUUUCUCCCAAGCCUCAAUAUUCAAGUUGGACUACGACCAAGCAAAACAAACCUUGCGACAAAGGGUGGACUUUGCUGAAAGGCAAAUGGACUUAGGAAAAGUUCCGUUGUUUCUGGCUCCAGAUACCAUUAGGUAUGUUGUUACUCCUGCCAGAUAUCUUAGCUAGUUGGAGUUGGCAAACUAUCAGAAAGCAUUUUUGCUCACACGUUGCCAAGCUCUUCCAUCGGCCGUCCUGUACAGCAAGUAUAAAAAAAUAUCAGUGACUGAAAAACACUGUUCCUGUGGCUCAGGAGUGGUGGAAACUGUGGGUCACAUACUCCUUCAAUGUUCCUUUUAGAGAGAUUCAGAAAAAAACAUAUCUUUCUAAUUGAUAGAUAUCCUGGCCCUUCUGACACUCUUAUCUCCAGUGGCUGCUUAAGGACAAACAGUCCAAAAUUACAGCACAGGUGGUUAGAUUCUGUGCAGUUGCACUAGGGAUUUGUCGGAAACACGCGUCAAACCCACCAUAGCUAUUUUAUACAACAAAUACGGCAAAUCCUUUGCACUGCUUGUUCCUUUCCCUUUUUAGUAAUAAACUGACUACGGGCCAUACAGUUUAUGGACUGUGAUUUUACAAUAGCUAGACCAUGUAUAAUUGACAGACUGGAUUUUAUCAAAGAUUUUAUAUUUUAUUUAUUAUUUUAUUCUAGAAUUUUAAUUGUAUAUUUAUUUGCUCUGAUCUCUGAUCUAUCACUGAAAAAAAAUCUACUUCUACAUAAUACAUGACAACCUACAAGCCAAUGUAAACCAUAUAGUAGUAGAUAAUAAAUAGCGAUAUAGUGACAGUUCAGAUAACUAUAUUUAAAUGUUUUUAUGAAUGAGAAAUAAUAUACAUAGUGAUUAUCUACAUAAGAGGCAAAGUAAUUAAAAUCUAUAAAUAGUAUUAUUAAUGCCAGAAACAUAUAUGAAACAGAUUAAUAAUUCUUCGCAAGUAACAUGGUAAAAUAUCAUUCCAACUUUUCUAAGAACUGUACUGAAUUGUUAGAAAAAAUCUAUUUUCUGCUAGAAGUCAGCAAAUAAUAAAAAAUGUAACAGUAUUACUUGCAUACUAAUUACUUGCAUACUAAUUACUUGG
This is a messenger RNA of Ahaetulla prasina, 4926 nucleotides long. RefSeq names its product 3-oxoacyl-ACP synthase, mitochondrial (gene OXSM). NCBI's taxonomy places the organism in Eukaryota, Metazoa, Chordata, Lepidosauria, Squamata, Colubridae. The record is from RefSeq and is a predicted model, not a curated record. Gene Ontology annotation, molecular function: 3-oxoacyl-[acyl-carrier-protein] synthase activity. The coding region runs from base 194 to 1579 and encodes 461 amino acids. The transcript is spliced from 3 exons. Gene Ontology annotation, biological process: fatty acid biosynthetic process.